This is a messenger RNA of Gregarina niphandrodes, 2274 nucleotides long. RefSeq names its product AAA family ATPase. Gene Ontology annotation, molecular function: ATP binding; ATP hydrolysis activity. The transcript has a single exon. Lineage: Eukaryota; Apicomplexa; Conoidasida; Eugregarinorida; Gregarinidae. The coding region runs from base 1 to 2274 and encodes 757 amino acids. The record is from RefSeq and is a predicted model, not a curated record.
AUGGAGGCAGACUCCAAGGAAGCUCCCUUUCGGGACCCAAAACUGAGACCGCACGUGGGCCAAGAGACUGCUGCCCCUCGAGAGACUUCUGCCCCUCGAGAGACUGCUGCCGCUCGAGAGACUUCUGCCCCUCGAGAGACCCAAGAGCGUGCGAUGGAGACUGGACUGAAGCGGCCAAGGUACGUUGUGCUGAAAGAUGACCCCGGCAUGUGGCUGCUGGUCAUACACCGGCUGACGCAAAAGUACGCAAGCCCCAAGAAUGAUAUCGCCACUAACGAUCUGAGGGAUUGUCACUCUGAAAAGAACUAUCGGAACAUCCAUCAAGAUCGUCGAACAGGCCAUCGGACCGACCAGGGGGUUGGUUGGGAAGGACUCGCCGUUCUAGUCCAAACAAAGUUUAGGAAAGGGAUGGCACAUAUUGAAGAUUGUGCUUCGCUUGUGGCCCAGAAUACUUGUUCUCGCGCCAGCUUGAAUCCUGGUCAUAAGGAUCACGCGGAUAUAUUGUAUUGCUUGCUGGACACCGUGGACCCCGGUCGACUGGUUUGGAUCUUUUAUGAUGAUGAUGAAAGCCCGAUCGCUCUGUUUUACGCUGAGCUUGCCUCUCGACAUGGGUUUGAGGUUUAUUUGGUUACUGAGACGCCGGAGGAGACCUGGUCCUUAUAUCCGAGUCCACAGGUGAUCUCUUUGGCGGAGAAAACGUGUUACGCUCUACAUCUCCUUCGCCCUGCUUUGUUCGACCGUGCUGCUAUCACAGCGGAUGAAAAAAAUAUCCUGGAAGAGCUGAUACGGCGUCGAACAAUUCACGAGGUUAUCUGUUUCUGCAGUGACGUUAGGACUAUCCUCUGCAGUGACCAGAAGUCGGGUGGCGAGCAUGCAGCUACCGAAAGACCUGCAGGACUAAACGAUGCUUUGGUCGUGGAGGACGAUGCUUUGGUCGUGGAGGAUGACGCCUUUGUCGCGGAGGACGACGCCUUUGUCGGGGAGGUCGACGGCUUUGUCGGGGAAGUUUCAAAGCUGAAGAGGGCACUGGUUCAAGCUGCCAAGUUGAGUACGACGGUCGUGACGCGUACCGGGCUGGAGUUGCCUGUGGAAUUUGGUGUAAAGGUGCCGUGUUACGGCCGGAAAGAGUUGGUUUGGGGGUUGCAAGAAAAAAUCAAGGAAAAGCGUUUCUUCCGGGUCGGACUUACGGGGUAUGGGAAGACCACGUUUGCCAAACACUUGGCUGAGAAGUGCGGACUUCCGUUGGUCACAGUCUCCCCAUCAGCCAUAUUCAGCAAGUAUGUUGGAGACACUGAAAAGAGCAUCAACGCUUUAUGUCGCCGAAUGAUCGAACUGCAUAGCGCCUGUUUGUUCUUUGACGACGCUGACGCAUGGUUCCAUGACCAGAGCAUUCCUCUGGAAAAACCCCUCAUAGACUUCUAUCAACUUCUUCAGGAACACACGCUGAGUGACCCCUCUGCUGUGUGCUGCAUUAUAUACGCCUACACGCGCCCUCCCCCCAGGGCGCCCUCCGACCCCCCGCCACCCGCGGUUAAGUGGUCGCCAUCUGUUGCGGAGUCUGCUGCAGAGUCUGUCGCGGAGUGUGUGAUCGCUUUGUCCCAUCCAGUCGGGUCAUCCACUGGCGAACUAUCCGUAAAAGCAGGGGAGCAAGCCACGUCUUCCGUGGACAUUUCCCUGGAACCAAUUGAACUCAUUGAUCUCCCGCCGCUGGAUCUCGAGGCACCCAAUGGUAUCUACGAGCAAAUUGUGACAUCCGCUGUACCCCCUGCGUUUCGACCAAUGUUAGCAAGUCCGCUGCUGAACUGCUUGAAACAGCGUGGCAUCUACACGGCGAACACCGCAGAGUUAGGCAUCGCGGUAAACCAGAUACUCCUACGGGCUGUCGUCAACGCCCUGAAUGCCGCUCCAAAUACUAGCGCUACAGCGACCUGCCCCAGUAUCGCCACAGCCAACGAUCAAGCUGGGCGGGCAAGUGAUGCCAUACACUGUGCGUAUGUCUCGAUGAGCGUGCCGACGAAUAAUCCCGCUAGCGGCCUUCGUCAGAAUACCGAUGGCCAGAAUAUCCACAGCGAGAACAGCAGUAGUAAACAUGUCCUGAGUAUGAAUGAAGUCUCGAACAUCAAUAAAGUCUUGAGUGAACAUUCCUGUGAAGCCGCUACUACAUGUCAAACUGUCCCGCUAGAUACUAUAUUGAAGCAACUAUGUUACAGCGAUAUUUGUAACCAGAUCUUGCAUAAUCUCUCCUCACGUGGUAUUAUUAAGGAUCUCAAUUAG